Cooperia oncophora is the source of this 630-nucleotide messenger RNA. Lineage: Eukaryota; Metazoa; Nematoda; Chromadorea; Rhabditida; Trichostrongylidae. The record is from the annotation of a GenBank genome assembly.
AUGUGCGCUGCCAUAAGGCGACUUGCGACAGACUUCUCUAGGCUUCUUCUGGGAAGAAACACUAUGUGGCCUGUAUUGCAAGCUCGCCCUCUUUCUGUUUCUCCGGCGCUCCUAGACAGCAUUCGAGAUGCUCACAAAGCUGGUACAAAAGUUGCUGGAGUUGCACAGGAAGUUAUGGAAGGCACAUCUGGUGCAGGUCGAUUCACUGCUGUUAAUUUACAAGGGAUAGAGUCACGAUUUCCUACUGCCGAAACGUUGAAGACGGAGUUUGAUGGGAUUCCAUACUGCGAUCUGCCUAUUGUGUACAUUAAAGCUACCAAGAACAAUACUUUGGUCACAGUAAUGGACAAAAAAAACCAUGUGAUUAUCUACACAUCAUGUCGAUUGGAGGGAUUCAAACAUGCCCGUAAAAAGACUACAAUUGCCGGCCAGACAACAGGAGUUGCCGCUGGACAGAGACUCGUUCGAAGAGGAGUUCGUACGGUGCGCGUGCAGGUGAAAGGACUCGGUCCCGGACGUAUGACCUGCGUCAAAGGUCUCACGGUUGCUGGUGUUCAUGUAGUGAGCAUUACAGAUCAUACUCCUCUCAAAGAACUUGGUCCAAGGCCGAAGAAAAUUAGGAGAGUUUAG